GGCGAGAUGGUCAGCGACGGUCGAUGCAAAACACUGUAAUAGGGGCGACAACAAGAUGCAACGGCAAUUGCCUGAGAUGCUGCAGCGAGACGACAUGAGGAUGCAUUGAUAAUCGACAAAGCGAGGUAGAAUUUGGUAGAGGUGACUAUGGCAAAGGAGAUAGGGGAUGGUGAAUUUACAAAUUAGAAAGUGAGGUCGAGCCGGCAAUUUGACUUUCGUCUCCAAGUAAAAAGGCCAGGCCCCAAUUAAAAAGGCGCAAUCCUUUUGAUUGAAUGGCUUUAUCGGCCAUUGCAACUCUCACUCGCCUUCCUUUCUCUCUUCCUUCUCGACUGAUACUCAGAAAGCACGGUCGAAGGCGUUCUUGCUGGAAAACAAUGGCUUCUUCCGCAUCACCGACGCAGCAAAUUACCGCACCCUACGGUUCUUGGGAGUCUCCAAUCACCGCCGACGUCGUAUCCGGCGCCUCGAAGCGCCUCGGUGGCACCGCCACCGACGAACGCGGCCGCCUCUUCUGGCUCGAAUCUCGCCCUCUUGAAUCUGGACGAGCUGUUCUAGUUAAAGCUCCGGAGGAGUCUGGUGAGGAACCUGCAGAUAUUACGCCCAAAGAGUUUUCAGUACGCUCUGUGUCUCAAGAAUAUGGUGGUGGUGCUUUCAAGAUUGUAGGGGAUACGGUAAUUUUUUCCAACUACAAAGAUCAGAGGCUCUACAAGCAGUCGAUUGAGUCCAGAGAUACUUCACCUUUGCCACUUACUCCGGACUAUGGUGGACCAUUGGCUUGUUAUGCUGAUGGAGUGUUUGAUUCACGCUUUAACCGUUACAUUGCUGUAAGGGAAGAUCGUCAUGAAGACAGCCUGAAUGCGACAACAGCUAUCAUAUCAAUUGAUCUAAAUAACCGCACUGUCCAAGAACCAGAAAUAUUAGUUGGCGGCAAUGACUUUUAUGCUUUCCCACGUCUGGACCCAAAAGGAGAAAAAAUGGCAUGGAUUGAAUGGGGACAUCCUAAUAUGCCUUGGGAUAAGUCAGAACUUUGGGUUGGUUAUUUUUCUGAAAAAGGGCAGAUAUGCAAACGUGUUUCUGUUGCUGGUGGUGAUCCUGCACUUGUGGAGUCUCCUACUGAGCCCAAGUGGUCAGCUAAAGGGGAGUUGUUCUUCAUCACUGAUAGGAGAAGUGGGUUUUGGAAUAUUUACAAAUGGAUUGAGUCUGAUAACAAGGUGUUACCAGUUUAUUCCUUGGAUGCUGAGUUUUCAAGACCAUUAUGGGUUUUUGGCAUAAAUUCGUAUGAGUUUCUUCAGAGCAACGAGCAGAAAAACUUGAUUGCUUGCACAUACAGGCAGAAUGGAAGAUCUUUCCUUGGAAUUCUUGAUGAUGCUUAUAGCACAUUAGCCGUGCUUGAUAUUCCUUUCACAGAUAUAAACAAUAUUACUUCAGGGAUUCAUUGCCUAUAUAUAGAGGGAGCAUCAGCAAUUCAUCCUCUGUCAAUAGCUAAGGUGACUUUGGAUGAUCAUAAAUCAAAGGUCACUGAUUUCCAGAUUACUUGGUCUUCUUCACCUGAGAGUUCAAAGUACAAAUCUUACUUUAGCUUGCCAGAAUUAAUUGAGUUUCCAACUGAAGUUCCUGGUCAAGAUGCCUAUGCUUACUUUUAUCCACCAACCAACCCCAAUUAUCAUUCUAGUCGGGAAGAAAAACCUCCACUGUUGCUCAGGUGCCAUGGUGGGCCUACUGGUGAGACCCGUGGAGUUCUUAAUCUUGCUUACCAAUAUUGGACUAGUCGAGGCUGGGCAGUUGUGGAUGUCAACUAUGGUGGAAGCACUGGCUAUGGCAGGGAAUAUAGGGAAAGGCUUUUGGGGCGCUGGGGAAUUGUCGAUGUUGAUGACUGCUGCAGCUGUGCUAAGUUUUUGGUGGAUGGAGGAAAGGUAGAUGGAAAAAGAUUGUGUAUAACUGGAGGCUCUGCUGGUGGAUACACGACAUUAGCUGCUCUAGCUUUCAGAAACACAUUUAAGGCUGGUGCUUCCUUGUAUGGUGUAGCUGACUUGAAGUCGUUGAGAGCAGAAACUCACAAAUUCGAAUCUCAUUAUAUUGAUAAUCUUGUUGGAACUGAAGAUGACUACUUUCAAAGGUCACCCAUCAAUUUUGCUGAUAAAUUUUCUUGUCCCAUUCUCCUACUCCAAGGACUGGAAGAUAAGGUUGUACCCCCUGAUCAAGCACGGAAAAUCUACCAUGCAUUGAAAGAAAAGGGUUUGCCGGUUGCCCUCGUGGAGUUUGAAGGAGAGCAGCAUGGUUUUCGCAAGGCUGAAACCAUUAAGUUUGCCCUGGAGCAGCAAAUGGUGUUCUUUGCACGCGUAGUGGGAAACUUCAAGGUUGCCGACGAGAUUACGCCUAUCAGAAUCGAUAACUUUGACUGAUGGAUGGAGCUUAGCGCUGUGUUUGGUGGUAUUUCGUUAUAUAAUAAUAUCUAAACCUGAUUUUAAGAUGAGAUGCAACUUUUGUAGCUGUCACCACCAAUAUAUAUAUAUAUAUAUAUCCGCCAAUCCAUCAAAGUGGCUUAGCUAGGAAGUGGUGAGCCUUCUAGUUAUUCAGUUUAUCAACUGAUUGCACUGCCAGAUUUGUCUGAACACAACCCCACCACCAGGAAUUGACAAACUACCCACAGUAUCUCUCUCACUUGCUCAUCGCCUACCCCUACUCCCUGUCCCUAUGAGCAUCUCCAAUGAACACAACAAAUUGGUUUAUAACAUCAAUUUGGUGUCAAAACAUGCUCCUAGGAAUACACCAUCUUAGUGAA
Diospyros lotus (date-plum) is the source of this 2782-nucleotide messenger RNA. RefSeq lists its product as uncharacterized. Gene Ontology annotation, biological process: proteolysis. The record is from RefSeq and is a predicted model, not a curated record. Gene Ontology annotation, molecular function: serine-type peptidase activity. The coding region runs from base 273 to 2402 and encodes 709 amino acids. NCBI's taxonomy places the organism in Eukaryota, Viridiplantae, Streptophyta, Magnoliopsida, Ericales, Ebenaceae. The transcript has 19 exons.